AUGUCCUUGAUAAAAGCUCUCGCGCAGAACUCGUCAGCAUCUAAUCUGAGCCAAACCGAUCUUGUCGACAAUAGGAUACAGGCGAUCUCCGAGGACGACGAUGGCGAGACUUCGGUGUCUACUUCGAACACAGACGGGCCAAACCAAAACGUCUCUGUUCAGGAGUUUUUCUUCAACAACCCCAAACAGCCCACGCUGGAUGAAAUCAGCCAGUUGAAGGAAGUUUCCAAAAACACACCAUCAGUCAAUGUGUCGACGUCGACGUUCAUUCAGCCAAAGUCGAGGGUUAGCACUACAAAAAUCACUGUUUCCUCAUCGGUGUCGGAGAAGCAAGCAGCAAAAGGUCCGGAGUUGCUACAUUCUUCUUUGAAAGUCAACCGCCCCGGACUUUCCUCGCGCCGCUCAAGUUCGCAUGUGGCAAAGCAUGCUUUGGAGAAUCGUUCGGAACGUGAAAAGGACGAGUAUCCUCCGGAGCACGAGAACGUAUUUCUGCCUGACGAGGGUAAGGUGACGCCAUUUGGCGGCUUUUCGAAACCUGAUUACCACGAUCUUUUCAUCAAGAAUAAUGUUUUUGCUACUGCACCUUGGAGGGUAGUUGAGUUUGAUAAGGGAAAUGGUAGCUUGAAGAAUGCUAUUCGCAUUGCGGCAGCCUCUGAUCCGAAAACUAAAUUCCGAUGGAUAGGUGUUUUGCCCAUUCCAUCAGAUGUGGUUCCACAAACAACCAAAAACAAUAUAGCAAAAGAACUGAGCGAAAAAUACGACUCGUCUGUGGCCUUUGUGGAUGAUGUCACUUUCCAUGGCCACUACACCAGUUUUUCCAAAGAAAUCUUAUGGCCAAUUUUCCACUACCAGAUCCCUGACAAUCCAAAAUCGAAUGCUUUUGAGAAUCAUUCGUGGAAGCACUACGAGAAGCUGAAUCGGGCAGUUGCAGACCAAAUUGUCUCGCAGUACAAGGAAGGUGAUAUUGUCUGGGUGCAUGACUACCAUCUUAUGCUCGUUCCUAAAAUGAUACGUGAAAAGAUACCAAACGCCAAAAUAGGUUUCUUCUUGCAUGUGUCGUUUCCUUCGAGUGAGGUUUUCCGCUGUCUGGCGCAGAGAAACAAUAUCCUGGAAGGUCUUCUAGGAGCCGACUGCAUUUCUUUCCAGACCGAGGAAUAUGUGAGACAUUUUUAUCAGACGUGCAACAGACUGCUUCUAGCGGACUUUGAUGAGUACGGAAUUAGGUACAAAGAUAGAGUCGUCAGUGUCAAUGGUAAUCCUAUUGGAAUCGAUGCGAAAUCUCUCAACACAAGAUUGCAAAACAAUUUAUGUCUCAACUGGAGAAAACUAGUCAGAGAGAGAUGGGCCGAUAAGAAACUAAUUGUCAGCAGAGACAAAAUCGAUAGAAUUAGAGGAAUCAAAGAGAAACUACUGGCAUACGAGCGCUUUUUGAAUGAUAAUCCAGAACGCGUGUCUGAUACAAUUCUCAUCCUCAUCUAUACAAAGGCCAAGAUGGAUAAAGAUGAUGAUUUCGAAAGCACAAUUUUCAACAUUGCCGAAAGAAUCAACGCGAAAUCAAGCAACAUCUCUACCGAUCAGCCUGUCACGUUUCUGCACCAGGAUAUCGAGUUUGAGCAGUACUUGGCGCUCCUGGCAGAGGCAGAUUUGUUUAUUGUCUCCACCCUCAGAGAAGGAAUGAAUCUCACGUCUCAUGAGUUUGUUGUUGCCUCACAAGAGUCUCAUUCGCCCUUGAUCAUGAGCGAGUUUGUUGGUUCCGCCCAGGUGAUGACCGAGGGUCCUCUCCUCACCAAUCCAUAUGAUGUCAAGCAGGUGGCAGAAAACAUCAAGCUCGGCCUCGAGAUGUCUCCAGAGGAGAAACUCCAGAGGUGGAAAAACAUGUAUGCCACCAUUCUCAAACACGACUCCCAGUCGUGGGUGAAACAUUGCAUUCGCGACAUCGAAACAGCUUUUGCAAGCAACCGCAAGGACUGCUCUUCUGAAUUGACGCAAUUAUCCCAGGCACUGUUCAAGGAAAAAUACCACGAUUUGCCAAAUCCAGAGAGCAAACGGUUGUUCAUCAUCAACCUCGGCAACCUCGUCUCCAAAGUGAAUAUCCCAGGCUCUUUGAUCAAUCCUGUUCAACAUGAAUACAUCAUGUCAACGCUUUUCAAUCUUGCCAAUGACCCGAAUAAUAUCGUGUAUGUGUUCAGUUUCCUGAAACGGUCCGACUUGCUGCGUAAGUAUCGCAGAAUUGGCGAGCUUGGUCUCAUUGCCGAGAACGGGGGCUACAUCAAACUCCCAAACAGCAACGAAUGGUUCACUGUGAUUGACGAGAACGAGCUGACCUGGAUGCCAACGGUCAUAGAGGUCAUGAACGCUUUGUGCGAAAGACUGCCUGGAUCGUUUGUUGAGGUGGAGGAGUGCACUGUUCGCUUCCACACUGAGAACUGUUCCGAUGUGGACAGGGACCACAAGCUUAAAUUAGUUGGAGAGCUUAUUACACACGUGAAUGAGUUAUACUCUAAAGAAUUCAAUUUACAUGCCAACCUCAUCAAUGGAAUUGUCAUUGUGCAAGAAGCUAACUUGAUUGUUCGUGCUCUCUCCUUUGUGAUGAAUCAGAACUCUUUCGAUGGCCAUUUGAGAAAGAUUCCGUCCUCGUCACUUACAAGUCCUGUUUCCCAGCCAUCUGACCUGACAAUGUCGUUCAAGGAUCAACCUCAGCUCAAACACAAUCUGGGUUUUGUCAUGGCUGCUGGUGGAAACACGCCGGUGGACGAAGAGGUGUUCAACUACUUCAACAGCCUGGAAUUCGAUAUUGAAAACAAGUUCACCAUCAGGGUCGGACAGGAUCAUUCUAACUCGAAGGCAGAGGAGAAAUUAUCAGGUGUCAAUGAGUUAUUCAGGAUCUUAUCCACGGUCAUCGCUAACGACAAAUGA
This is a messenger RNA of Ogataea angusta, 2916 nucleotides long. RefSeq lists its product as uncharacterized. The record is from RefSeq and is a predicted model, not a curated record. The transcript has a single exon. Gene Ontology annotation, biological process: trehalose biosynthetic process. Bases 1 to 2916 code for a protein of 971 amino acids. Gene Ontology annotation, cellular component: alpha,alpha-trehalose-phosphate synthase complex (UDP-forming); cytosol. NCBI's taxonomy places the organism in Eukaryota, Fungi, Ascomycota, Pichiomycetes, Pichiales, Pichiaceae. Gene Ontology annotation, molecular function: catalytic activity.